Molecule: messenger RNA, 1439 nt
Organism: Pseudo-nitzschia multistriata
Lineage: Eukaryota; Bacillariophyta; Bacillariophyceae; Bacillariales; Bacillariaceae
Source: the annotation of a GenBank genome assembly
GGUCGGGACAAAAUCUCACGGCUUCUUCAAACAAAACAAUUUGAGAGAUCGAAAAUGCUCUUUUUUUCAAAAUUCGAUUGUGUCUUCGCUGCCGCUGUUGUCGUGCUGGGAUCAACCCCGUUUGCGAAUGCGGAGUCGUGUGUUGACAAACAUGAGAAAAUAGCGGAUUGCAUGGAAUGGGCUUGGCAUGGAGAAUGGUAAGUUCGAGCUUUCAUAUCUGCAUUCAACUAUCUAUCGGCAUCCACUUGGGUUGGUUUGAAAAAUAUGAUGAUUGGGGCACAUUUGACGUCCUACCUAAGCGAAAUAUCCUCACAUGGUGUUUUGCGAUUGAUUCGUUCUAAAACAAUGACAGCGACAAAAACCCUGGAUUCAUGCACCUUCAAUGCAGAAAGUCGUGCGGAUUGUGCAAGCCGUCGAAAUCCGAAACAGAUAAUGAAGAUACCUGCGUCAACUGGCACGCCAAAUGUGAUGACUGGGCCACCAAGGGAAAUUCGCAGGUAGACAAUUUGUGGUACGUCUGUAUCGUAAACAUAGGUCAUCGUUUGCGCACGCAUAGCAAGAUAUUGAGUCAACCGUUUGGCUGAAUCGAAUCGUCUGGCAAAUUCUAUUGGCUUUUGCUUGGAAAAUAGAGCUGCAGCUGGAUCACAAGAAAUGGAUUUCUAGCCUUUGAUUGUUUUGCGUUUUCAAUGUCUGCUUCUGUUCGACACUAUUUAAAUUUACACAACAAUACCAACCCCUGUGUUUUUUUAUUAAUUUGUGUCGCACACAUCACAGCAAAGGGAACUGGAAUAAAUGGAAGAAUGGCAAAAAGCUUACCGGAGCAUACAUAGUUGAGAUGUGUCCCAAGGCUUGUAAGGUCUGUGACAUUCAUUUGGACGACCGUGACAUUGAUCUUGGAAUUGGUCUUCCACAGAGCUUUCCAGGCAUGGAGGACGACAAGGAAUUAUUCAAUCUGCUCUUAGGAAAGGUCGCAGAAACCCGAGCGUACGUCGAAUCUAUCGAAGACGAAGAAAUUCGCGAGGUCUGUAAGAUGUCCCAUCCAAAUUGCGCACGAUACGCUCUGAGCUCGGACUGUCAAACCCACUUUGACCACCCCAUUAUGAAAUAUGGGUGUGCCGCUGCCUGUCAAACCUGUGAAAAGCUGGUGGAGGAUAACGGAAUUUUCGAGGCUCGAUACAUGUGGGGGGAUGCUCUCAGAGAAUUCAAUGAAAAGAAGUUGGCCAAGGAAACCAUCAAGGCAACCGUAUAAACCCAACAAAAGCGGUGAAGGGAAGAUGAUCUCUAUGCGCAUUAGCAACAUCAAUGAAAAAUAAAAUAUAACCAGUGGACAGAUCCAUAAAAAAAAAUUAUGACGAUUGUUACGGUAUGAUCAGUUUUGAUGCGUUCAACUAUUAUUCGGAAACUGAUGCAUUGUAUUCCAUUAAAUACAACUAAGUAUU